Arabidopsis arenosa is the source of this 1179-nucleotide messenger RNA. The record is from the annotation of a GenBank genome assembly. NCBI's taxonomy places the organism in Eukaryota, Viridiplantae, Streptophyta, Magnoliopsida, Brassicales, Brassicaceae.
UACGGCGAAUUCGGAAUCGUCGGAAGAUAUAUAUUCUCGGUCUCAUAUGCGGCAACGUCGCUCGCUUCAUCAAUUAUGGCUCCAACUUUGCAAGGCGAGUGGAUCAAGGUGGAGCAGAAAGGUGGAAGAGGACCAGGACCAAGAUGUUCACAUGGCAUAGCCGUGGUCGGAGACAAGCUCUACUGUUUCGGUGGCGAGUUAAUACCAAACAUGCACAUCGACAAAGACCUUUACGUCUUUGACUUCAACACUCACACUUGGUCAAUUGCUCCGGCUAAUGGAGACCCCCCUCGCAUCAGCUGCUUAGGUGUUCGCAUGGUGGCCGUAGGAACUAAGCUCUAUAUCUUUGGAGGCCGUGAUGAGAAGCGCGCCUUCAACGACUUUUACUCGUACGAUACUGUGCAAAAAGAGUGGACGUUCUUGACGAAGCUUGAUGAGGAUGGAGGACCAGAAGCUCGUACUUUCCAUUCAAUGACUUCAGAUGAAAACCACGUAUAUGUUUUUGGUGGGGUAAGCAAAGGUGGGUUGCAGACAACCCCGAAGCGGUUCAGGACGAUAGAGGCCUAUAACAUCGAUGAUGGGGAAUGGGUUCAGCUACCGGAUCCUGGAGAAAACUUCGAGAAAAGAGGAGGAGCAGGAUUUGCUGUGGUGCAAGGGAAGAUUUGGGUGGUUUACGGGUUCGCAACUUCGAUUAUUCCCGGAGGAAAAAAUGACUAUGAGUCUAAUGCUAUACAAUACUUUGAUCCGGCUUCCGGGAAAUGGACCCAAGUAAAGACAACAGGAGCGAAACCUUCUGCGAGGAGCGUGUUUGCGCAUGCGGUAGUUGGAAAAUAUAUAAUAAUAUUUGGAGGUGAGGUUUGGCCAGACCUAAAGGGACAUUUAGCUCCAGGGACGUUGUCCAAUGAGGGUUACGUGUUGGACACUGAAACACUGGUGUGGGAUAAGUUGGCAGAAGGAGGUGAACCAGCGAUGCCACUCGGUUGGACCGCCUACACCUCUGCCACCGUCUAUGGAAAGAAAGGCCUCCUCAUGCAUGGUGGUAAGCUGCCGACCAACGAGCGAACUGGUGAUCUCUACUUCUACGCGGUCAAUUCAGCUUAAUGCGUGUCAAUGUUGGUUUUGUGUUGUGUGGCUCGUCAUUCGUCAAGUAUUAUCAUCCAAUAAUGUGCCAGUUUAUUG